Saccharomyces eubayanus is the source of this 2571-nucleotide messenger RNA. It is a transcript of the gene AAP1, whose product is annotated as arginine/alanine aminopeptidase. Gene Ontology annotation, molecular function: peptide binding; metalloaminopeptidase activity; zinc ion binding. The coding region runs from base 1 to 2571 and encodes 856 amino acids. NCBI's taxonomy places the organism in Eukaryota, Fungi, Ascomycota, Saccharomycetes, Saccharomycetales, Saccharomycetaceae. Gene Ontology annotation, biological process: peptide catabolic process; proteolysis. The record is from RefSeq and is a predicted model, not a curated record. The transcript has a single exon. Gene Ontology annotation, cellular component: cytoplasm.
AUGUCACGUGAAGUGCUACCAGCCAAUGUUACCCCAUCGCAUUAUGACAUUGCAUUGGAGCCUGAUCUCGAAACCUUCAAAUUUGAAGGGUCUGCCAAGAUUGAUUUACAGAUCAACGAUCAUUCCGUAGACUCUGUUACGUUGAAUUAUUUGGAAAUAGAUUUCCAUUCUGCUUUUCUUGAAAGUGUCUGCGCCAUUGAUGUUAAGAAAGAUGAAAGCCAGCAGACAGUGACUUUUGUCUUCCCUAAUGGAACUUUGAAAAAUUUGGGAGAUUCUGCAAAGUUGGAGAUUAAGUUCACUGGUACCUUGAACGACAAAAUGGCUGGGUUCUAUAGAGCCAGGUAUACGGAUAAAGCCACUGGCGAGACUAAAUACAUGGCCACUACUCAAAUGGAAGCCACCGAUGCUAGAAGGGCCUUCCCCUGUUUCGAUGAACCAAACUUGAAGGCUAGUUUCGAUAUCACUUUGAUUUCUGAAUCUUCUCUGACUCAUUUGUCUAACAUGGAUGUUAAGACGGAAAUAACCGAGAAAGGUAAAAAAAUCACGACCUUCAACACUACUCCAAAGAUGUCUACGUAUUUGGUGGCGUUUAUUGUGGCUGACUUAAAAUACGUUGAAAACAGCAGUUUGCGUAUCCCAGUCCGAGUUUAUUCCACCCCAGGUGACGAAAAACUUGGUCAAUUCGCUGUUGAUUUGGCUGCGAGAACUUUGAAGUUUUUUGAGAAUACCUUUGACAUAGAGUACCCCUUACCAAAGAUGGAUAUGGUGGCGGUUCACGAGUUUUCAGCGGGUGCUAUGGAAAACUGGGGACUGGUCACUUACAGAGUCAUUGACCUGUUACUGGAUAUGGAAAACUCGAGUUUGGAUCGUAUCCAAAGAGUUGCUGAAGUAAUUCAGCAUGAACUGGCCCACCAAUGGUUCGGCAACCUAGUCACUAUGGACUGGUGGGAAGGUUUAUGGUUGAACGAAGGGUUCGCCACUUGGAUGUCUUGGUACUCUUGCAACGAGUUUCAACCGGAAUGGAAAGUUUGGGAACAAUACGUAACCGACAACUUACAACGUGCUUUGAACUUAGAUUCCUUAAGAUCUUCUCACCCAAUUGAAGUCCCCGUUAAGAAUGCAGAUGAAAUCAACCAGAUUUUCGAUGCCAUUUCUUAUUCUAAAGGUUCCUCAUUAUUAAGAAUGAUCUCUAAAUGGCUAGGCGAGGAAAUUUUCAUUAAAGGUGUGUCCAAGUACUUGAACAGAUUUAAAUACGGCAAUGCUAAGACAGAGGAUCUAUGGGAUGCCCUGUCAGAAACUUCUGGCAAAGACGUUCGUUCGGUGAUGAACGUUUGGACUAAAAGUAUCGGUUUUCCAGUUCUAUCCGUAAAGGAGGAAAAUGGCAAAAUUACUUUGACUCAAAACCGUUAUCUAAGUACUGGUGACGUUAAGGACGAAGAAGACACCACAAUUUACCCAGUUUUUUUAGCUUUGAAAGAUAGGACGGGUAUUGACAAUUCAUUGGUACUAAACAAAAGAUCUGCUACUUUUGAAAUACAAAACCAAGACUUCUUCAAGCUCAAUGGUGACCAAUCUGGUAUUUUUAUCACUUCUUACUCUGACGAAAGGUGGACCACAUUAUCUACACAAGCUGAUUUUCUAUCCGUCGAAGACCGUGUUGGCUUAGUCGCUGAUGCAAAGGCCCUUUCCGCAUCUGGUUACACUUCCACUACAAACUUCUUGAACUUGGUUUCUAAUUGGAAAGAUGAGAACUCAUUCGUUGUUUGGGAACAAAUCAUUAACAGUUUAUCUGCUUUGAAAUCUACUUGGGUCUUCGAACCUGAAAACGUCUUGAAUGCUCUUGAUAAAUUUACUUUAAAGUUGGUGUCCAAAAAGCUCUCUGAGCUGGGAUGGAAUAUUAGCGAAGAUGACACCUUUGCCUCACAACGUCUAAAAGUCACUCUGUUCAAUGCUGCGUGCGCAUCUGGUGACAAAAAAAUGCAAAAUAUUGCAGUGGAAAUGUUUGAAAAAUACAACAAUGGGGACAAAAAAGCCAUUCUUGCGUUGAUCAAGCCAGCUGUUUUCAACACCAUUGCCAGAAUUGGUGAAGAUGCUAACUACGAAAAAAUUCUUCACAUCUACCAAAACCCUAUUUCUUCAGAUGAAAAAAUUGUUGCGUUGAGAGCCUUGGGUAGAUUUGAGAACAGUAAGUUCUUAGAAAGAACCUUGGGUUACUUGUUGGAUGGUACUGUUUUGAACCAGGACUUCUACAUACCAAUGCAAGGUAUCAGAGCUCAUAAGAAGGGUAUCGAAAGAUUAUGGACUUGGCUACAAGAAAAUUGGGACGAAAUUGUCAAGAGAUUGCAGCCAGGUUCACCUGUCUUGGGUGGUGUAUUGACGUUGGGGUUGACCAACUUCACCUCCGUUGAAGAUCUUGAAAAAAUCAGUAAAUUCUACAGCGAAAAGCCAACUAAAGGCUUCGACCAAACGUUGGCCCAAGCUUUCGACACCAUUAGAGCUAGGGCACAAUGGGUUAGCAGAGAUCGCGAAGUGGUUGCUGCUUACUUGAAUGAACACGAAUACGAACAAUAG